AUGAAGCGCCAAGAACUUAAGUAUGGGUUUGGAAUUUUUGAUGUGGUCGGUAUUGACCUAUCUCUCAAUCAGUUAGUCGGUGGAAUUCCAGAUGGGAUAAGUUCUCUUAACGGAUUGAUGAAUUUGAACUUAUCUUGGAACCAGCUGAGUGGGGAAAUUACUGCGAAGAUUGGGCUGAUGAAAUCAAUUGAAUCACUAGACCUAUCAAGGAACAACCUUUCCGGCGAAAUACCUACAAGCUUGUCAGAUUUGACAUAUUUAAGCUUCCUGGACUUGUCAUAUAACAAUCUUGUUGGUAGAAUACCACCUGGAAGUCAACUUGACACCUUGUACAUGGAGAAUCCAUCCAUAUAUAGUGGCAACAUUGGUCUGUGCGGCCCUCCUCUUGGAAGGAAUUGCUCGGGAGACAAUGUACCUGAGCACGAGAAUCCACAAAGAAGGGGCAAGUUUUCUGAGCCAGUGUUGUUCUUUUACUUUGGGCUUGGGUCUGGAUUUCUUGCUGGCCUGUGGAUCGUGUUUUGCGCCCUGCUAUUCAAGAAAGCAUGGAGAGUUGCCUAUUUCCGUCUCUUCGACAAAGUUUACGACAAUGCAUAUGUGUUUGUGGUUGUUACUUUGGGUAGGAUGAAAGGAAAGGCCACGGGUUGAGUGGGACAUUCAACAAAACUAUGUUACCCUGAUGCUGGUGCCUAGUGUGACCGGGCUGUAUGAAUAAAUGAAGGUGCAAAAAUAUUUAUCGCA
Messenger RNA from Lolium perenne, 738 nucleotides. RefSeq names its product receptor-like protein EIX2. Lineage: Eukaryota; Viridiplantae; Streptophyta; Magnoliopsida; Poales; Poaceae. Gene Ontology annotation, molecular function: protein binding. The record is from RefSeq and is a predicted model, not a curated record.